GAUGAUCAAUGUACGCGUUUUCUCUUACACAGAACUGCGCGUCUUUAUUGGCGGGCGAUGUGUUUUCGAGCCUGUUCAACGCUCAAUGCUUGGCCAGCCACGCCUUAUUUAUAUUCAAGAAGCGUAUGCGCCGUGUACCAUGCACACGCAUGCACAGGACUUCCCUGGCAUCGAUAUAUAGGUCCUCUGUUCAGUCUACGAAUAAGUGUGACGUCAGCGAGUCUGUUCAACGUUGGAAAACCCCGGGCUCUGCCUUCCUCUAAGCUAUUACCUGCAAGGCCCAAUUAACUGCCUUCACGAAGUAUGCAUCCAUGUGGAGAAUGUCAA
Phanerochaete carnosa HHB-10118-sp is the source of this 327-nucleotide messenger RNA. RefSeq lists its product as uncharacterized. Lineage: Eukaryota; Fungi; Basidiomycota; Agaricomycetes; Polyporales; Phanerochaetaceae. The coding region runs from base 9 to 263 and encodes 84 amino acids. The transcript has a single exon. The record is from RefSeq and is a predicted model, not a curated record.